UAAUAACAAGUUCAUUCUUCUGACAAUUCUCCAAUGUCACAGAUAACCGGCUCUUGCUGGUACUUACUAGCCAUUGAACGUAAUGACACCUGCUGGAAGAAUGCUUGUAAAGCAGUUGAAGGGUGCAGUACACAUUUCUUGUACUGUGCGAAUUCGAACAAGCAUCUGCCAGGGUAUGACAGUUGGAGAAAUGUUAGCGAAACUGUUCUGAAAAGUCAGUGCUAUGUGGAGGAUGGUUCCUCAGAAUUUAGCUAUGGCAUCUUCUCUCAAGCUAUAGAGUCUGAUAUUGUUGCUUCCAUAGAAGUUUUUCCUAAGUUCUGUUACUGUUUAUGGUGGGGACUUCAAAACUUGAGUACACUUGGUCAGGGGCUUCUAACCAGUACAUACCCUGCAGAGGUUAUGUUUUCCAUAGUAAUAGCUAUCGCGGGGCUUAUCCUUUUUGCUCUUCUGAUCGGAAACAUGCAGACCUACCUUCAAUCAAUGUCAGUUCGCCUUGAGGAAAUGAGGAUCAAAAGACGUGACUCUGAGCAAUGGAUGCAUCAUCGUUUGCUUCCUCCAGAGCUAAGGGAAAGAGUGAGACGAUAUGACCAAUACAAGUGGCUGAACACCCGUGGAGUAGAUGAAGAGAGCAUAGUUCAGAGUCUUCCAAAAGAUCUCAGGAGAGAUAUCAAACGGCAUCUUUGUUUGAAUUUAGUCAGAAGGGUUCCUCUCUUUGCCAACAUGGAUGAACGUUUGCUUGAUGCUAUAUGUGAGCGAUUGAAGCCUAGUUUAUAUACAGAGGGAACUUACAUAGUGAGGGAAGGGGACCCAGUUAAUGAGAUGCACUUCAUCAUACGUGGGCGUCUAGAGAGUGUCACCACAGAUGGUGGAAGAAGUGGGUUCUUCAACAGAGGUCUUCUGAAGGAAAAUGACUUCUGUGGAGAGGAGCUACUAACGUGGGCAUUGGACCCCAAAUCUGGUUCUAACUUGCCAUCAUCAACAAGAACUGUGAAGGCUAUAAAUGAGGUGGAGGCAUUUGCUUUGGAAGCAGAGGAGUUAAAGUUUGUUGCUUCCCAGUUUAGGCACAUCCACAGCAGACAGGUUCAGCACACCUUCCGUUUCUAUUCACAGCAGUGGAGAACGUGGGCUGCUAUCUACAUUCAAGCUGCAUGGAGGCGGCAUUGCAGGAGGAAGAUAGCAGAACAGCGCAGGAGGGAGGAAGAAGAAUUAUAUGACUCUGAUUAUGACAACAGUGACGAUUCUGCAAAAGCCUUGGUCAAGCAUCCUGAAAAGUCUGCUUUUCCCUCUUCUAACCUUGGACUUGCUACAACCGUCUAUGCAUCUCGCUUUGCUGCAAAUGCACUUCGUGGUCAUAGGCGUCGUGAUUCAAGUUCCAAGGACAUACUCAAACUCCAAAAGCCCCCAGAACCUGACUUCAGUGAUUAUGAUGAAAACUGAUCCUCCUCCCCUUGCAGUUCAACUUGACUUGCAAGAUAUGCAUUCAUCAGCUGAUAUCACUAACGGUGUUAGCUUAUGAGGUUCGACAAAUUUUUGUUUGGGUAACCUAGAACAUGAGUCUAUGUUUGUGUAAUUUCUA
This is a messenger RNA of Vigna radiata var. radiata (mung bean), 1576 nucleotides long. Its product is annotated as putative cyclic nucleotide-gated ion channel 7. Gene Ontology annotation, cellular component: membrane. Lineage: Eukaryota; Viridiplantae; Streptophyta; Magnoliopsida; Fabales; Fabaceae. Gene Ontology annotation, biological process: transmembrane transport; monoatomic ion transport. The transcript is spliced from 4 exons. Gene Ontology annotation, molecular function: monoatomic ion channel activity; protein binding. The coding region runs from base 34 to 1437 and encodes 467 amino acids. The record is from RefSeq and is a predicted model, not a curated record.